Biomphalaria glabrata is the source of this 2870-nucleotide messenger RNA. RefSeq lists its product as uncharacterized. The coding region runs from base 180 to 1094 and encodes 304 amino acids. NCBI's taxonomy places the organism in Eukaryota, Metazoa, Mollusca, Gastropoda, Planorbidae. The transcript is spliced from 5 exons. The record is from RefSeq and is a predicted model, not a curated record.
ACCAGUGCAAUCAGGAGUCUUCAUCGCAACUGUUUCCUUCUUUCUGUGUUACAUAAAACAAUGUCCAAGUAAUAACAUACAGCGUAGUGACUCUUGUUCUAACCAUUAGCUUUGCUCAUUACAUAUGUUGCUAUAUAAAGUUCAAGAAAUAUUUUAUCCGUAAAAUUUAUAUUUAUGCCAUGGAUCUGCGUGAGAUAAUCCUUCUCUGUGUACUGAUCUCUUUGGUCAGAGUCUCGAUACACCAGAGCGUCAUAACAUCAUUAACAGUAGACAAAUCAGACGAGAUUAUUGGGGAUGCAGUCAGAAUCAACUGCGAAGUGACCAAGUUUGCCCUGAAGUUUCUGACACCUAAGUUCAUCACCUCCUUGGCCAUUGUUAGACAAACGUUGAAUGAAUCAGACUUCUCAACACUCGUUUCACUAGAGCCACUUAAAUCUAAAGAUAUUUACAAGCUUACUUUAUUGACACCAUAUUCUAAAGUUUGGCAAGCAAAUUACAAGACUGACUGGAUAACAAUAUCCACAAGACUUAACCUCACUUUAAGGGACUUUCAAUGUGACGAUAUUGGAGCAUAUAAGUGCGUAUCAGCAGUGGAGAGUGACAGAGAUUUGUAUGAGAAUACAACUCUCAUUGCUCCUAUAACUGUGGAUUUAAGUUUCGCCCCUCACAAAGGAAAAGACCAGCUCGCAUCAACCACUAACGCAAAGGAAAAUGUUUCAUUAACCUGCGCUGUUAAAGGACCAUCGAACAUAAAAAUCGUUUGGAAAUUCGCUACAGUCUCGUCAGAUGAAAAUAUUUAUUCCGAGGGUGGUGUUACAUUUUACCCAGCAACACAAUCAAAUACUACAUCAGGAUGCGCCACUAUGUCCUAUAUUUCUGUACUACGAAGAACUCUACAGAAAUCCGAUAACGGAACCAACUAUUACUGCUGCGUGACGGACGAUAAAGACAGGGAACUAGCGAGAAAACAAUUCACUGUUUGGAUUCAAGAUUCGCACAGCCACAGCACUGGAGUGAAGGUCUCCAGUAUGAGACAGAGUUUAGCAGUGCUCCUCUUUAUGUAUCUCUUUAAAACACUUUAUCUGACUAACUAAUGACUCUAGUGGUGAUUGUUUGAAGAAUAAUGCGUUGAGAGAAAUUGUACAUAUGAGCCUAUGGUAAAUUAAAAACAUUAAUACACGUUUAAUGACCUUUCAUUCCAAAACAAAAAUUAAACUGUUAGCAGAAAUGUUUUACAUAUUGUGAUAUUUUAUAAAGAUUGUACGUCUAGAAUUUUAUUCUUUUAAUUUCAAACUAGGAAUAUUACUUUAAAAUUACGUUUCUGUAUGAAUAAGAAUGACUAAUUCAAAAUAGCCAUACAAUGAAUAUAUUUUUUUUUUAUUAACAAGUAGAAGGUCCUGAACGAUGAAACAAAUAGUCAACAAAAUCAAUUUUUAAAAAGUUACAACAAAAACAAGACAAAAAAAAAAAAACGCCAAUAAGUAUUAGAAAAACUGCUUCAAGGAUGGUUGCCGAGUCAUGUGACGUAUGCACUGGACUGUCCUAUCAAUGAUACUGGGUUUGAACCCUGUCCCUUUCCGACGAAGUAACAUCUGAAACAUGUUGUAAUGGUUGUAUUUGUAUAUAGUAUUGUAAUAACUUAAGGGAGACUACUCAACGAUGUAUAUGUUUAUCCCAGGACAUCCCAAACACAUAAUAACAAAGUCUGCCUUGAGUACAGCCUCUCCACGAGUUCCUUAUACACUCGCUUGGGUGGCUGUGUGCAUGGCAGGGCUUUAACAGUAUUGCAAAUUGUUAGUGAAUUAAAUCUUGGUUAUUAGGUAGGACUAAUUCUAUUUAUAUUUUUAUUGAUUUCAUUAGUCUAUUGUUUACAUUAUAAUGUAAAGAUACAUUUUCCUAGUUAGUUGUUGUUUUUUUGCUUUAACGGAAUUACAGUUUAUUUGAUUACAGGGUAUAUAACUGAGUUCAUCCUGCAUAACAAAUAAAAUUAAUGAAUUAUGUCCCUUAGCUUUGCUUAUACUAAUACCCAUUUUAAUAAAUUUGCCAAAUUGAAUGGAAUUUGUUUGUUUUUUUAAUUUCGACACUUCUUGAAGUGAAUUCAUUACAUCGAUUUUUAAAAAAAAAUGUCUCACAUCUUAUCUCACCUGGUCCUUGAUUUUAGUCGUAGGGGUGCUGUAACAGUUUGUGUAACCAAAUCCUUCCACUUAUUGUAGCAGCUGUUCUUAGAAGGAGAUCAAGAGAGAGACCGGUCCAUUCUUUUACGUUGUCCAGCCAGCUUCUCAUUGGUCAACCCUUUCUUGGUGCUCUUGCCACUGUACCUUGAAGAAUGACUUUUGAUAGUGAUUCAUAAACCAGCUCAGCUUUCGUCUCUACAGUUCUGAGGAGUUUCUACUUUUUACCAACUAAAAAAAAAAAUUAGCUUGUAAAUGUCUAGCUAGUAGAAUGACUAAGCGACUUGUGUAAACAAAUGGUCUUUGUUUACUUUUCCAUAACAAAACCCAACACUCUUUUGUUUCUAUGUAAUCUCUAUCAACAAAUUCGUGUGUUUGCGUCUCUUCUAUCGAAAUGUUUUAAUGACAAACAACAAAAUGUUGUAGAGUUAUAUUAAAAUAUAUGAUCCGUAGAUAAUUAACAUCUCUUUACGCGCUUAAUAUAGAAAUCCAACACUCAAGGUGGGUAACUGAGCACUCGAGACAUACGAAAGAAAAUUGACAAAUUAUAUCCCUUGACAACAGUCGUAAGAAAGCAUCGUUCUUUUGAUAACUAAAACUUGAAGAAAAAAAAAGUGUUCUUGUAUUUAGACAUUUUAUAAACACAAUUGCACUUAAGACAAAUCUUUGGCUAGUGAAAUAAAGUGGCAUGGGAUCUUA